AUGGCCGACCAACAUACCACAUUCAAGCCUAAAGAAGUACAUGGUUUGAAAAAGAUACCUCCAUAUUGGUACCCAUAUACCACCAUGACCAAGUUGCGAUGGAUUGGAAGGGAGUUGCUAGAAGUUGUGUCUACGGAAUUUCGUGAUCGAUCCAUGGAAUAUUACAGGUACGCUCUAGAAUCAGGCGUUACUACUGUCAAUGGGAAGAUUGCAAGACCAGAUACCAUCUUGAAAGAUGGGGACCGUGUCGAAAACGUGGUUCACAGGCAUGAACCGCCAGUGACGUCCAAGCCUGUCAAAGUCCUUCUGCACGAUGUGGAACGAGAAUUUAUAGUAGUCGACAAACCUGGUAGCAUCCCUGUCCACGCAUCUGGGCGCUAUUACCGCAAUUCGCUCAUUGAAAUCCUCGUGAACGAUUUUGGAUAUGAGAAAUGUUACCCUGUCAAUCGCCUGGAUCGUCUCACCUCCGGGUGUAUGAUAAUUCCAUUAUCGGCCAGCCGAGCUAGGCAAUUAACCGCAGAGUUCAUGAACGGAACCGUUCGAAAGGAGUACGUCGCAAGAGUCAAAGGCAAAUUCCCUUCCGAAGAAAUCGUAUGUGAGGAACCUCUGUUGACAGUAGAUCGGCAAAUGGGGUUAAAUAUUGUCCAUCCUGAGGGCAAGCACGCAAAAACAGUUUUUAAUCUCAUACGGUAUGAUGAAAACACCGACAGUAGUGUGGUUCGAUGCCGACCUUUUACUGGACGAUCACAUCAACUCCGUGUGCACUUGCAAUUCUUAGGACAUCCGAUAGCAAAUGAUCCUGUAUAUUCUGAAAAAAAAAUUUGGGGAGAGAAUGUUGGCAAAGGAGGCAUUGAUGUCACUCCAAGCGAAAACCGUGAAGCUCCCGCGCCCCCAUCACACCUCCAAGCUCUUGUCAAUUCAGUAGGAAGCCCUGAAUCACUUUCAAAAUCAUCGGAAAAUGUCAGUGGUGAUUCCGCGGCUACAAAGUUGUUACCUCGCGAAACAGGUGAGGAUAUUGGAAUGGGUUCGCCAGUACCACUUUCAAGUGAGGCUGUGGGUGUAAUAACACGACUUAGGAACAUGAAAGAUGAAGACGAAGACUGGAGUAGAUGGCGAGAUGUAGUCUUCCGAGCCAAAGGCUUAAUGCGGCCAAAGGAUCUGGUUAUCAAACCUCCCCCUCCCCAGAACAAAAGGAAAAAGGGAGGGAGAGCCGAAGUCGUAUCUCAACCACCCUCUGUUACCGACCCCGAUGUCUUGGAUAGUCACCAUUCUGUUGAGGGCACCGCCGUGUGCGCUGACGCCGACACUUCUCCUGGGCCGGCUGCUACCUCGAAUGCACUGCUGGCAGAAGACCCGACCCCCACGCCAACAGAAGAAGCUGCUUCGGGUUCACCUUCACAGCUCACAUUAGACGAAGUCACCGAAAAGAUUUCAGCAGCUCCAUAUACUGGACUAGAUGUGGGCCCAUCAAAUGACCCGAUUUACUGUCCUGAAUGUUACCUACCUCUUCAUCCCGACCCGAAACCCGAAAAGCUGUAUAUCUUCUUACAUGCGCUGAAGUAUACUAUCAGCCUAGGAGAAUUCUCCACAGAGAUGCCAGACUGGGCGGCGGAAGGUUUUGAAUGGGAUCAAACCUGA
Messenger RNA from Psilocybe cubensis, 1638 nucleotides. RefSeq lists its product as uncharacterized. Gene Ontology annotation, molecular function: RNA binding; pseudouridine synthase activity. The record is from RefSeq and is a predicted model, not a curated record. The coding region runs from base 1 to 1638 and encodes 545 amino acids. The transcript is spliced from 11 exons. Lineage: Eukaryota; Fungi; Basidiomycota; Agaricomycetes; Agaricales; Agrocybaceae. Gene Ontology annotation, biological process: pseudouridine synthesis.